Messenger RNA from Saccoglossus kowalevskii, 568 nucleotides. Its product is annotated as catenin delta-2. Gene Ontology annotation, biological process: cell-cell adhesion. Gene Ontology annotation, cellular component: nucleus; plasma membrane; cytoplasm. NCBI's taxonomy places the organism in Eukaryota, Metazoa, Hemichordata, Enteropneusta, Harrimaniidae. The record is from RefSeq and is a predicted model, not a curated record. Gene Ontology annotation, molecular function: protein binding.
GCAAGUACGCUAUGCGGGACCUUGUGUUCUGUUUACCGGGUGGUCCUGGUGAGCAGGCAUCAAAGCGAUCGGUUGACAUGACAAUAUCGGUUCUCAACUGUUUACAUGAAGUUAUACUUCGAAAUAUGGAAAAUGCAAAAUCAUUACGAGAUGCAAGUGGAAUUGAGAAGCUUGUCACAAUGUCUAAAAUGAGAGAUAAGUUUGAUAUGAGGAUCGUCCGGGCAGCAAAUCAGGUGCUUGUGACACUGUGGGGAUUCAAAGACCUCCGAAUUUUGUAUAAAAAAGAUGGCUGGAAUGCUGGUCAUUUUACACCCAGUUUACGAACAUCAACGCGUCCAACUCCACAGCCAGCAUCGUCACCAUCAACACAGCCACAGAGUGGCGAUACAAAUAACAGACCAUCCACAAUGUCACCGACCUCUCCGGGUCAUGGAUCAGAUUAUGACACAACACUGCCACUUAGGUCAGCGCAAGAUCAAGAUCGUGGCCCAGUAUAUAUAGGACAACCCGCCCCAACCUAUGAUGAUAGAUAUGGUUCAGGUAAACCAAUUAUAAACAAAAUAAUUUG